Malaclemys terrapin pileata is the source of this 457-nucleotide messenger RNA. RefSeq names its product molybdenum cofactor synthesis 2 (gene MOCS2). Lineage: Eukaryota; Metazoa; Chordata; Testudines; Emydidae. The transcript is spliced from 4 exons. The coding region runs from base 76 to 336 and encodes 86 amino acids. Gene Ontology annotation, cellular component: cytosol. Gene Ontology annotation, biological process: Mo-molybdopterin cofactor biosynthetic process. The record is from RefSeq and is a predicted model, not a curated record.
GCUGCUCGGGCCGGGCGCAGGCGCAGCAGCCUGUUCCCCUUCGGGAAGCGGGUUCCGACCCGCAACGCUCCGUCAAUGAGCUGCGAGGUUGUUGCGCUGUACUUUGCCAGGAGCGCUGACUUGGCAGGUGUUCGCUCUGAGAUUAUUUCUGUACCGCAACAAUUAACCUCUCUACAGCUGUGGGAAGAAAUUGUUAAAAGGCAUCCAAGACUUGCUGCCAUUCAGGAUCAAGUGGUUUUCGCUGUUCGCCAGGAAUACGUGCUUCUUGGUGAUCAGCUUCUGGUCCUGCAGUCAGGUGACGAGGUUGCCAUUAUCCCACCUAUCAGCGGGGGCUAACUCCAGGCAAACACACUUAGGGUCUAGUGAUUUGUGAAUGACUUUCCCCUUCUGCUAGUACUCUCUGAGAAGGUGUAACACGCAUCCCCUGCAGUAGACAGCCAUGAUGCUGAUACUGAGG